ACUUGAAGGCUCUUCCUAGCCAUGGCCACCGCCGCCACUUCGCCGCCGCCGACCGCCACCGAGGACCCCGUCCGCCUCCUCAUCCCUGGAUUCCUCUCUCCCGAGACCUGCAAGGAGCUGGAGUUCGUGCACCGGAGCUGCGGCACGGCGGGGUACCGCCCCUCGGUGGUGUCUACUUCGCUGCCCCACCUGGCUGCCACGGGCUGCGGCCACCUGCUGCUCCCCUUUGUGCCCAUCCGCGAGCGCCUCCGCGACGCCGUCGAGUCCUUCUUCUCCUGCCACUUCGACCUCUUCGUCGAGUUCACUGGACUCGUCAGUUGGUGCAAGGGUGCUUCUAUUGGAUGGCACAGUGAUGACAACAAACCUUAUCUUAGGCAAAGAGCCUUCACGGCUGUGUGCUACUUGAACAGUCAUGGAAAGGACUACAAGGGUGGAAUUUUGCAGUUUGAGGAUGGUGAACCCUCCUCUGUUGUUCCAGUUGCUGGUGAUGUUGUCAUCUACACUGCUGAUAAUCGUAAUGUCCAUUGCGUAGAUGAGGUAACUGAAGGUGAAAGGCUCACCCUUACUCUUUGGUUCACCAGAGAUAGUGCUUAUGAUGAGGAUCCAAAGCUCCUUAAGUUUCUCUCCCAGACAUCAUGGAGCUAUAAGCCAGCUGACCAGAACUCGUACAUUCCUUUGCCUGCCUCGGAUAACAUGUACUGGUUUUCCUAUGACCAGUCUGGUUUUGACAUACGAUGUGCUAGAGUCCACAUUCUUGGGUUUAGUUUCCAUGCAAGCAAUGACGAAAAGAGUAACAGUGCAUCUGUUGCACCAACUGAAGACCCCAUAGAGUUGCUUGGGAAGCCACUGCGACUUGGGAGGGGAAAUGAUGUCUUUGUAAAGAUAUUUGCCAAUAGCUUGCAUGCGCUUCAGGUGGUGCAGUUCUACUACUGGAAAGCACCUGAACUGGCAGAAAGGAGAAAACAUACUACUGUUGGUUCAGAAACAGUCUGUUAUCCUACUAUACAAGUACAACAAUCAAGUGGAACGGAACUUCCAUUGCCGGGCAACCAUGGCCUUGCACAAGCCAUAUUUGGAUCAUAUGGCAAUGCGGAGCCGGAGUUUACUCUUGAAUGGGAUGAUUUUAUGUUAGCAGCUGUUAUGUGGGAAAAUUAUUCAGACGAAUUGAAGAGAAAGUUGUCGACAUUUUUGCCAUAUUGGCUGUCCAGUGAAACCAUUUUUGUUGUUGAUUCCUCUGAGAUCACUCAGGUAGGUGGUGAAGGGAACUAAACACUGACCUGAUGUUAUGUAGCAUUACUUCCAGCGAACCUGUGAAGGGUUUUGUAUAUAAAUGUAGCUCACUAGGAUAAACUCUCGAAGAUGGAUUAACUGGUCUUAAAACAUUCUAGGACCACUCCUUGAUAUCUGUGUUUCCGAUAGCUUUCAUAUGGAUUGAUAUUGAUCUGUUCUAUUUUAUAGUAACAUUCAUAUUUCUUCAAUUGCCUCUCAAGCUGAUAAUCAUAUUUUUGUUUGGCUGAGUUUUGGCCAUAAAUUUAUUCUGUUACUGCUUACUAGUUAAUUUUCAUGUCCGAGGUAACUGUUUUUUGGAAAAAAAAACAAUCAUCUUAAUGGUGUCAUGAAACACUUGAAUGUGACCUGUUACUAGGACAUCUUUAACGGGCUUAAGCAUUGUGGUAAGGCACUGGUUGAUUAAUUUAAACUUGUUCCAUUGGCUCUUGAAAAUUUGAAAUAUCAGCUCAACACCCCAUGCAUUCUUUCUUUCACACACACAAGUGUCCUUUAUUUGCGAAAUCUGAAGAAAGUAGCCUUUCCCUCUUGUAGAAUCCUUAUACCGGUAUGCAAAGGUCACUGCCUAGAUACUAGUAGAGUUUAUGUCACUUUUCUUUAAAUCUAUAUGGCAUUAGUAGAUUUCUGUGACUGCUGUUUUCAUCAGAACCAAUGGAUACCAUACUGAACAUGUCUGC
This is a messenger RNA of Lolium rigidum, 1964 nucleotides long. RefSeq lists its product as uncharacterized. Lineage: Eukaryota; Viridiplantae; Streptophyta; Magnoliopsida; Poales; Poaceae. The transcript is spliced from 7 exons. Gene Ontology annotation, molecular function: iron ion binding; L-ascorbic acid binding; oxidoreductase activity, acting on paired donors, with incorporation or reduction of molecular oxygen. Gene Ontology annotation, biological process: collagen metabolic process. The record is from RefSeq and is a predicted model, not a curated record. The coding region runs from base 22 to 1269 and encodes 415 amino acids.